Molecule: messenger RNA, 1719 nt
Organism: Pseudozyma hubeiensis SY62
Lineage: Eukaryota; Fungi; Basidiomycota; Ustilaginomycetes; Ustilaginales; Ustilaginaceae
Exons: 1
Coding region: 1-1719 (572 amino acids)
Biological process (GO): regulation of DNA-templated transcription
Molecular function (GO): DNA-binding transcription factor activity
Source: RefSeq, a predicted model, not a curated record
AUGGCAGCUACUCAGGUCGCUCGCAACUCGAGCUUCAACGGCUUUGACGACAUUGUCAAGAUGCCUUCCUCACCCACCCUUCAGCCACGCCCGCGUACCAUCUCCAACGCCGCUUCCAUCUCAUCCACCCCUGUCGCUGCCUCCAACAUGCGCAAGGUCGGUCUCGACGAGAAUCAGCCCCCGCCUCCUCCCGGCUCUUCUCCCGAGACUUUCUUCCGCUACUACCUCGCUGUCGAGCUUCGCAAGGCUGGCACUCAGCCUAGCGAAGCUCUCCUCGAUCGCUACGUCCGCAACCACUUUGACAGCCUCUUCAAGAACAAGAAUGGCACCACCGCCGCUUCUGCUGCUCCAGCAGCUCCGGCUUCAUCGUCGUCUGCCACUUCUGCGAGCGCAACCACCUCGCAGCCUCAACAGCAGCACCAGCCCCACGCUUCCACCUCGCAGGUCACCGUUGCCGCCUUGACGCGCCCUCCUCCUCCUCAACCCAAGGCAACUGCUCCUGCGACUGCGCCCGUCGCCUCUGCCACGCUCCAGACGGCCAGCCCUCCUGAGCUCGACACUGCCGAGUCGCCUGCUCUCUCUGGCCGCAGCUUCUCUCCCGUAGCCACUCCCCCCGCACUCAACAGCAUCGCCGAGCAUGAUGCGCUCGUCGAUUUCUCCACCGUCUUUGGCGAGCCCAGCUCCUCGCUUCUCGACGACCCAACGCAGUCCUUGAACUCGCAGCCCAUCAAGUUUGAGGACGAUGAUCCCGACCACUUGCUCAGCUUCUUCCGCAACUCGCCUUUUCGCACCACCGAAUUUGAGUCGGCCACCACCAUCGAUCCUCACGUGGUACAGAACGGCGGCGCCGCCAACGAUGCCUCCGCCUUUUCGAUGCCCCUCGCCUCCAUCAGCCCUUCCGACUUGUCCAAGCCCAACGCCGUGGCGCCUCAAGCUCAGCCCAUGACCCUGACGCCGUCGAACCUCUCGCUCAAGCAAGACGACGCCGCCGCUCCCAUGUCCGAGGAUGGCAUGUCGGAAGAUGACGACGAUGACGCAGACGACGAUCGCCACGCCCACAGAUCGGGAUCGAAGCCUCUCAACACCAUCCCCAUGGCAGUUGGCGAUAUCAACUACCUCAAGCCCGACCCGGAAGAGUACAAGAAGCUCAGCAGCAAGGAGAAGCGUCAGCUUCGCAACAAGAUCUCGGCCCGCAACUUCCGUACCCGCAGAAAGGAGUACAUUGGCCAGCUCGAGGACCAGAUUGCCGAUCGCGACGCGCUCAUCGAGGGCCUUCGUCAGCAGAUCUCGCAGCUUUCUGUCGAGAACAAGACGCUCAAGGACGAGGUCAAGACCAUCAAGGCUAGGACCAUCUCGAGCCAGGAUGUUGGCAAGAUCCUCGAAGCGCUGCAAAGCAUGACCGCGACCGGCGGUGUUGCUGCGGCUGGUGCCCCUGCCGCCUUUGGCUCAUCGGGUCUCACGUCGGGCCGUGCCAGCCCCACUCAAGAUUCGAUGCCUCUGACGCCCGGCGCCUUCCUCAACUUUGGCAGCGGUGACGCUUGCUCCUCUUCCAGACCCGCAACUCCCACGUUGGCCGUUCCGGGCUCGCCCAGGUCGCAGAGCCCACGACCCUCGUUGCUGCGAGCCAACACCAAGAAGGAUGUCGCGCCGCUCAGCAGCUUCUGGGGUGGUGUUGGAAGCGGUGUCGGCGCCGGCAGCAGUUUCAUGCCCGUCUGCUGA